GGCCUCCCAGUUCUCCUCCAACAUGACCGGCAUCAAGGAGAACGGCAAGCAGUCUAACAUUGCUCACUACCAAAUGAUGUCUCUGAGCUCCGACGUGAUGCCGCAGUACCGCCAGGAGGCGCCCAAAACGCCGCCGCACAUCCUCCUCCACUACUGUGCCUUCAAAGCCAUCUGGGACUGGGUGAUCCUCUGCCUCACCUUCUACACCGCCAUCAUGGUGCCGUACAACGUGGCGUUCAAGAACAAGACGUCUGAGGACGUCAGCCUUCUAGUGGUGGACUCCAUAGUGGACGUGAUUUUCUUCAUAGACAUCGUGCUAAACUUCCACACCACGUUCGUGGGACCCGGUGGUGAAGUGGUCAGUGACCCCAAGAUCAUACGCAUGAACUAUCUCAAGUCGUGGUUCGUUAUAGACCUGCUGUCGUGCCUCCCCUACGAUGUGUUCAACGCCUUUGACCACGAUGAAGAUGGUAUCGGCAGCCUGUUCAGCGCGUUGAAGGUAGUACGCCUGCUGCGACUGGGCCGCGUGGUGCGCAAGCUGGACCGCUACCUGGAGUACGGUGCCGCAAUGCUGAUCCUGCUGCUCUGCUUCUACAUGCUGGUGGCGCACUGGCUGGCCUGCAUCUGGUACAGCAUCGGCUUGUCAGACGCCGACAACGGCGUCACAUACAGCUGGCUCUGGAAGCUGGCCAACAUCACCCAGUCGCCGUACUCGUACGUCUGGUCCAACGAGACGAUGGCGCCGAUUCUGGUGAACGGGCCCUCUCGCAAGACCAUGUACGUGACGUCACUCUACUUCACCAUGACGUGCAUGACCAGCGUGGGAUUCGGCAACGUGGCGGCCGAGACAGACAACGAGAAAAUCUUCACCAUCUGCAUGAUGAUCAUUGCUGCGCUCCUGUACGCUACCAUCUUCGGCCACGUGACCACCAUCAUCCAGCAGAUGACGUCAGCCACGGCCAAGUAUCAUGAUAUGCUCAACAACGUGCGCGAGUUUAUGAAGCUGCACGAGGUACCGAAGGCGCUCUCGGAGCGGGUCAUGGACUAUGUGGUCAGCACGUGGGCCAUGACCAAGGGCAUUGACACGGACAAGGUAGAGAACGAGGUGCUCAACUACUGCCCGAAGGACAUGCGGGCCGACAUUUGCGUGCAUCUGAACCGCAAGGUCUUCAACGAGCACCCUGCGUUCCGGCUGGCGUCGGACGGCUGCCUGCGCGCGCUGGCCGUGCACUUCAACAUGUCGCACAGCGCGCCCGGCGACAUGCUCUUCCACACCGGCGAGAGCAUCGACACGCUCUGCUACAUCGUGUCUGGCUCGCUCGAGGUCAUCCAGGACGACGAGGUGGUCGCCAUUCUCGGUCAGGGGGACGUCUUUGGCGAUACGUUCUGGAAGGACCCGAGCGUGGGUCAGGCGGCGGCCAACGUGCGCGCGCUCACCUACUGCGACCUGCACACCAUCAAGCGGGACAAGCUGCUGGAGGUGCUCGACUUCUACCACGCCUUCGCCAACUCCUUCGCCAGGAAUCUGGUGCUCACCUACAACCUCCGACACCGAUUGAUCUUCCGGAAGGUGUCGGAUGUCAAGCGGGAGAAGGAGCUGGCCGAGCGCCGGAAGAACGAGCCGCCACCCGACAUCAGUCAGGACCACCUGGUCAGGAAGAUCUUCUCCAGAUUCAAAAAGUCCAGCGAGCGCACCAACAGCCAGUCGGGCCUCAGGGACGUGGAGGCCGGUGCCCGGAGCGAGGCCGAGCCGCUAGGUGGCGCUGCCGGCGACGCGACCAUCGUGGUCAGCGUCGUGGGCGACUCAGCGGCGACGGCGUCGUCCGGCGGCGGCGGCGGCAUCCUCACCUCGGUGAAGCUGCCCGGGGUCGGUGAGCAGCAGGCGGUUAGCAAGCGAGCGCGCACUCGCUGGGGCGCGCUGGGCGGCGGGUAG
Pollicipes pollicipes is the source of this 1933-nucleotide messenger RNA. RefSeq names its product potassium voltage-gated channel protein eag. Gene Ontology annotation, molecular function: voltage-gated potassium channel activity. Bases 23 to 1933 code for a protein of 636 amino acids. NCBI's taxonomy places the organism in Eukaryota, Metazoa, Arthropoda, Thecostraca, Pollicipedomorpha, Pollicipedidae. Gene Ontology annotation, biological process: regulation of membrane potential; potassium ion transmembrane transport. Gene Ontology annotation, cellular component: plasma membrane; voltage-gated potassium channel complex. The record is from RefSeq and is a predicted model, not a curated record. The transcript is spliced from 10 exons.